Messenger RNA from Paramuricea clavata, 3738 nucleotides. The record is from the annotation of a GenBank genome assembly. NCBI's taxonomy places the organism in Eukaryota, Metazoa, Cnidaria, Anthozoa, Malacalcyonacea, Plexauridae.
AUGCUGAAUGAAACAUUCUCGUACUCCGACACUGAACAUCGCCUGAUCCAUGACUUGCUUCAUGGCUACAACAAAUAUGCACAUCCUAAGAGUUACAUUGAGGAAAAUGUGAAUUUCACAGUCGUGUUUGGAAUUGAAAUUGUCCAGCUCGUUGACGUGGUAAGGUAUAAAAAUAGAAAUGUAACUGAUGGUUCAUUUGGACAAAAAUGUUCUUAAAAAAAAGGUACCAAGGCUCAGUGACAAGAUUCAACUGAAUUCGCUUGCGUGUGUUUUCCAUUCUUCAUCUUCAGUUUGUUUUGCAGCAAGACAAAAAUCAGAGGAUAAUCACCAACUGUUGGGUUAGGCAGGUACGAUGAUUCUUCUAUCUCAAAUAAUAAUUCAUGUGAGUAAAAUAGCCAACCAUAUUGCUUUAUUUUGCUCACAUGAUAAUACUGGAUACCUGGUGAACUAUAUUGAUUCAGUCCUAGGACUUGAUCAAAAUUAAUUCAGUCCUUGGACUGGAUCAAAAUUAAUUCACCUAACUUUAAGUAGUGCGUGAUAUAUCCAUGUAUGAGAUGUCAUUUCGGAUCCUGCAAUUCGGACUGGACUAGAUUUCAAGUCCUCGCAUUUUGAUCCAGGCUUCGCCUCGGACUUGAUCAAAUUGUGCGGACUUGAAAUCUAGUCCAGUCUUCAUGGUUGGAUUUGAAUGUUACCAAAACGGCAAAACCUCAUGUCCAGCGCUGAAUUACUUCAACUGUUUGUUUAAUUUAGCAAUGGACCAAUCUUGCUUUACGGUGGAAGCCUUCAGAUUAUGAUAAUAUAACUAGAAUAAGGAUAAGUGGUGAUAAGGUCUGGAUUCCUGAUAUACUAUUAUACAACAGGUAGGUAGUAGUAUUUCUUAGAUCGUUUUUCAAAAGUUUCAAACAUAAAGUUAAGGGAGUUAUGUAGUGCUAGUUAGGAAACAACAGUGUUUUCUGAUUUACCAGAGUUGUAGACUCGAGUCGUGUGACUUGGACUCGAGUCGGACUCGAGUCGCAAUUUUUGUGACUUGUGACUUGACUUGUUAAAGAGACUGAUGACUUGUGACUUGACUUGGACUUGGACAAAAUGACUUGUGACUUGACUUGGACUUGCAAGAAAUGACUUGUUACCAACGCAAGUCAAACGUAAAUAUCUAGUGAAAAUCAAGUUUUCCAAAAUCUUUGUGUUGAUCGAUCGAUCGUCGUGUUAUACAAUUUGGGCAACGACCUUAGUACAUAUCAAUGGCAUCGACAGAAUUUGUGCCGGCGUAUUUUCUGACAAAGUGGGGUUUUUCGCAAUUUCGUGGCAAAAUUUCUGACAUAAAACAACGACGCCAUAUUUACAUAUUUUGCCGUUUUGCGUGGGAAAACAUGGCCACAUGUGGCAAUAAAAUGACUUGUGACUUGACUUGAAUUGACUUGCCACUCGGAAUGACUUGUGACUUGACUUGACUUGGAUUUAGACAAAAUGACUUGUGACUUGACUUGAACUCAGACCAAACGACUUGUGACUUGACUUGGACUUGCAGGAAAUGACUUGUAACUUGACUUGGACUUGCAACAUAGGACUCGUUAACAACUCUGUGAUUUACCCACAGUUUGCGAAACAUGGACAGCAAAGAAUUUUUCAAAAAUGCACAAGUUGUUGCAGGCCUGCAAAUAAGUUGUUACAAAUUUGUUCACAAGCUGUCGACAAGUUGUGUUCGCACUGCUUGUUCCCAGUUGUUGUAACAAGUUUGGAACAGGCUGUUAACGACUUGUAACAAGCUUGAUGGCAUUAUCAGACUUGUUACAAGGUUGUUCUAACAAGUCUGAUACAGUCAUGAUAUAACAAGAAUGUUACAAAGUUGACGACACAAGGUUGUAACAAUAUUGUUAUAUCGCGACUGUAUCGGACUUGUUGGAACAAUCUUGCAACAAGUCUCGUGAUAUCAACAAGUUGUUCCAAACCUUUUGACAAAUUGGGACAAGCAGUGCGAACACAACUUGCUGACGGCUUUUUGGCAGACUUGCUUUGCGUGUGUAGUGUUCCACCUUAUCGAAACAUGGGUAGGAGACAUUUUUUCUCCGCGGCGAUUAUUAGGCAUUCAAAUUUUUACUUGUUCCCUAAGCUUCCAACAUGAGCAACGACUAAACACGCAAAAAUCACACAUCUUGUAGCAAGUCUUCCAACAAGCCGUCAACAAGUUGUGUUCGCACUGCUUGUCCCAAGUUGUCAACAGGUUUGGAAUGGAACAAGCUGUUAACAACUUGUAAACAACCUGGUUGAUAUUAUCAGACUUGUUGCAAGGUUGAUGGUAUAACAAUAUUGUUACAAUCUCGUGUCGUCAACCUUGUAACAUUCUUGUUAUAUCAUGACUGUAUCAGACUUGUUAGAACAACCUUGUAACAAGUCUGAUAAUACCAUCAAGCUUGUUACAAGUUGUUAACAGCUUGUUCCAAACUUGAUACAACAACUGGGAACAAGCAGUGCGAACACAACUUGUCGACAGCUUGUGAACAGACCUGUAACAACUUAUGCGUUUUACGUGUGUAACAUUUCUCAUUCUCAUCUUUAACCAGCGCCGACACGCAACAGCCGAGCGGUGGACUAUCCAAAUACCACACCCAGAUCAUCAUUGAUCACGAAGGACGCCACUCGUGGUUCACGCCCACCUCAUUCAUUAGCACGUGCAAGAUCAACGUGCGUUACUUUCCGUUCGACCGCCAGGAAUGCGUCAUGAAAUUCGGGUCUUGGACAUUCCAAAUCAACGACCUCGAUAUCGUUGGCGACUCGAACCCUAUUGUGACCAAUCAGCUACUGCGCAGCGCGGAAUGGGACUUACUCAGCGUUCAGGAGGACCGACAUGUUAAACAAUACGCGUGUUGUCCUUUCCCCUUUUCAGACCUUACCAUAAAACUGGUUAUUCGUCGUCGGCCUUUGUUCUAUAUUUUUAAUCUGAUGAUUCCUUGCUUCAUUAUAAUAGCAAUGGUUUUAAUGGGAUUCCUUCUCCCCCCGGAAAGCGGAGAGCGUACGACGCUAAGCAUCACGGUGCUGCUUGCAAUGGCAGUGUUCUUGCAACUGCAGGCCGAACAUUUACCGAGGAAUUCCGAACAGAUCCCGCUGUUAGGGAUAUUUUAUAUCACAGUAAUGGCCGAAGUCGGAUUAUCCCUCAUGGCCACGUGUUAUGUGCUCAAUAUUUUCCACAAGAAUCCCGGUGUACAUAUAGUUCCCAUGAAUCCAUUAGUGUCCCGGUUUUUUCUCGACACGAUGGCGCCGUUGCUCCGACUCUCACCUCCGACGACCGAGUGGACACCGUACGACGCCGACCGCAUUCGACCGGCGAUACGACCAAAGGGCCUAGCUAAUCCGCAGGCUUUAAGUGACACCCAAGUUCACUUGAUCGGAGAAACCUCGGAAAGAGUCGAGAUUACCGAAACCAUCCAUACUCCUCCAGGGGGGAUUGGACGUUUGACUAGAAGCAUCAGACCCCGCCAUCCGUCGACUAAAAGACCUCUUACUAAUGCAACGUCAGCAACUUUUAUCAGUGGGGCCGAUAACUCGUCCCCAAGCCCCAAAAUGUCUCACUGUUGCUCGGUGUUGUUAGAUAAAGCUAAACAGAAACGAUUGAUUCGAUUGGAUCAAGAGAGAUGGAGAUAUUUAGCUUUGGUUCUUGAUCGUAUUUUCUUCUUUCUUUUUAUUAUAACAAUUUUUAUAUCUACCAUUCUUAUUUAUUCCCAAGUCAGGUUUGAAAUAUGA